This is a messenger RNA of Staurois parvus, 269 nucleotides long. The record is from the annotation of a GenBank genome assembly. Lineage: Eukaryota; Metazoa; Chordata; Amphibia; Anura; Ranidae.
AAGCAGGGGCGGUCUGACCAUUUGGAAACUCGGGCACUGCCCCAUGGCCCAGGGUCAGUUGAGGGCCCCAUGAGAUGCCCCUGGUACCUUUUUCAUAGGCUUUUUUGAGUUUGGGCAAGGACACAGGGGCCCCAUGAUCCCCUAUUGCCCGGGGGCCCCAUGAGUUGUCAGUUCGCCCCUGAUCACAAGAUAGGAUGAACAUGAGGAUUUUGAAGGAUUUUAAGUACUGGUAAGUCAUAACCAUUUCAAUAAAAAAAAAAAUCUGCGCU